AUGUUCAAACCGUUGCGGAACAUACAAGAUCUUAAAAAUGGAUAUGAUACUUAUGCAGAAUCAUUUUACAAUAACAAAUUACACCUUGAAAAAGCACUGGAGUAUCAUGAAAAAUUAGACGAACUGAAGAAUUCAUUUGAAACUGCAAAGCAAUUACUUCAACAACAUUUAGAGGAUUUAGAAAAACAGAAUACGUCUCAAGAUGAUCACGAUAAUCCAAUAGGUGUACAAAAUAUUAUUCAAGCUGGUGAUGCGAUGCAAGAUUUUAAAGAUCUUGGUGACAAACAGGAAAUCGAUGUAUCUGAAAUGAUUUCAAAAUUGAAUGCGGAUCAAAGAAGAGUAUUUAAUAGAGUCACUGAUACUAUAUCAUCAGAUAAAGAAAUACUACAGUUAUACGUUAGCGGAGAAGGAGGUAUUGGCAAAAGUUUCUUGAUUCAAACAAUUAAAUCUUGGAUAAAACAAAAUCUCAACAAAGAUACUGCUAUAACAGCACCUACUGGUAUGGCAGCAUUUAAUGUAAAUGGUUUGACAGCUCACAGAUUAUUCCAAUUACCCGUUGAACAUGGUCGUACUCCUAAAUAUAAACCAUUAGCUGAUCAUGUUUUAAAAAUUUUACGAACAGAUCUUAAAGAUGUUAGUCUCAUUGUAAUUGAUGAAGUGUCAAUGAUAUCUAAUAUAUUUUUUAUGUAUAUAAACUUACGACUAUGUGAAAUAUACAAUAGUACUGAUUGUGAUGAUGGUUGGUUUGGUCGAAAACACGUUCUUUUAUUUGGAGAUCUGCUUCAGUUACCUCCUGUACUUGAAGAUCCUGCUUUUAUACACUUGACAGAAGAAAAAAUUCGUAAAUAUCUUGGUUCUUUAAGUGCUACUAAUCUAUGGACUACUUUAUUUGAUUAUGAUGAAUUGACGAUUAAUAUGCGUCAGCAAGGAGACGGAUCUUAUCGUGAGUUACUUUCGAGAAUUCGCGUUGGUUUGUUAAUACCAUCUGAUUGCGAUAUUCUUGAAAAAAGAAAAAUAUCUUUCAAAGGUGAGUCUUUUGAGACAAGAUUAAACGAAUUAUGUGAUUUCAUUAAUAAUUUCACAUCUAUCGUUUGUUUAUUACCUAACAAUCACAUGUGUGAUCAAUUAAAUGCUGCAAUGUUAAAUCGUAUUACUUCGAAAGAAAUAUUUUUAAUUGCUGAAGACACGAUUGAUUGUAUUUCAUAUAUGAAAAAAAAAGUAGAAAAGGUAUUGUCAAAUAAUGAUGACGAUGAUACCAAAACAGCUGGACUGUCAAGACGAAUUACAAUUAAAAUUGGAGCGAAAGUUAUGAUAAGACGUAAUAUUGAUGCUAGUUUGGGACUUGUAAAUGGUACAAUUGCUACAGUUAUAUCAGUUUCACAGGAUAAAACUACUGAUUACAUAGAAAAGAUAAAAGUUCAUUUACCAUCUGGUUUAGAGUAUUUCAUUGAAAGAGUGGGUGUUAAGUUUCCAGUGAUGGAUAGAGUGUAUGUUACUAGAAAACAAUUUCCAUUAUCU
Messenger RNA from Cyphomyrmex costatus, 1518 nucleotides. RefSeq names its product ATP-dependent DNA helicase pif1-like. The record is from RefSeq and is a predicted model, not a curated record. The transcript has a single exon. Gene Ontology annotation, molecular function: DNA helicase activity. NCBI's taxonomy places the organism in Eukaryota, Metazoa, Arthropoda, Insecta, Hymenoptera, Formicidae. Gene Ontology annotation, biological process: telomere maintenance; DNA repair. The annotation marks the transcript as partial.